Molecule: messenger RNA, 1073 nt
Organism: Lynx canadensis (Canada lynx)
Lineage: Eukaryota; Metazoa; Chordata; Mammalia; Carnivora; Felidae
Gene: CAVIN3
Product: caveolae associated protein 3
Exons: 2
Coding region: 67-852 (261 amino acids)
Cellular component (GO): cytoplasm; caveola
Molecular function (GO): protein kinase C binding
Source: RefSeq, a predicted model, not a curated record
AAAGGAGGCCCCAGCUCAGAGUGCAGCCAGCGGCCGCAGGGAGAGCAGGCAGGGAGGCCGGAGAUCAUGGGGGAGAGCGCGCUGGAGCCGGGGCCUGUGCCCGCAGCGCCGGCGAGGGGCCCGGUGCACGCCGUGACGGUGGUGACGCUGCUGGAGAAGCUGGCCACCAUGCUGGAGGCGCUGCGGGAGCGGCAGGGGGGCCUGGCUCGGAGGCAGGGAGGCCUGGCGGGCUCUGUGCGCCGCAUCCAGAGCGGGCUGGGGGCGCUGAGCCGCAGCCACGACACCACGAGCAACACGCUGGCACAGCUGCUGGCCAAGGCGGAGCGCGUGGGCUCGCACGCGGACGCCGCCCAGGAGCGCGCCGUGCGCCGCGCCGCCCAGGUGCAGCGGCUGGAGGCCAACCACGGGCUGCUGGUGGCGCGCGGGAAGCUCCACGUCUUGCUCUUCAAGGAGGAGGCUGAAAUCCCAGCCAGCGCCUUCCAGAAGGCGCCAGAGCCCUUAGGCCCGGCAGACCAGCCCCAGCCUGGCCCAGAGCAGCCGGAGGCCGAAGUUGAGGAGAGCUCAGACGAGGAGCCUGUGGAGUCCAGGGCCCGGCGGCUUCGGCGCAGCGGGUUGCAGAAGGUACAGAGCCUGCGAAGGGCCCUCUCUGGUCGGAAAGGCCCCGCAGCACCAACGCCCACGCCAGUCAAGCCACCUCGCCUAGGCCCUGGCCGGAGGGCUGAUGGCCAGCUAGAAGCCCGGCCUGCCCUGGAGCCCAAGUUGGAGCCAGAACCUCCACAGGACACCGAGGAAGAUCCCGGGAAAUCUGGGGCUGCUGAAGCCGCGGUGCUCCAAGUAGAGAGUGCGGCCUGAGGGCUGGUGCUGUCUGCUUCUCUUGUGCCUAUGCCUAGUCCCCAAGUAAAUCUCCCUCUCCCAAUGCAGCAUUCACGCCCAAAUAAGGAGUGAAUCCUGCACCCAUAGCCCAGCUCUGGCCUUCCCUUCCCAGUGCCUUCAGUUUAGCUUGCAUCCUCUAAAAGAGAAGCAGCUGCCCACACCUGCUUGCACUCCCCUUCAAUAAAAGUAAUGUCACCUAA